This is a messenger RNA of Poecile atricapillus (Black-capped chickadee), 5552 nucleotides long. It is a transcript of the gene GJC1, whose product is annotated as gap junction protein gamma 1. The coding region runs from base 1449 to 2630 and encodes 393 amino acids. NCBI's taxonomy places the organism in Eukaryota, Metazoa, Chordata, Aves, Passeriformes, Paridae. The transcript has 4 exons. The record is from RefSeq and is a predicted model, not a curated record. Gene Ontology annotation, biological process: cell communication. Gene Ontology annotation, cellular component: connexin complex.
GCCUCAAGCUGACGGGCCGCAGCCGUGCGCUUUGGCAUUGCUCGAGGAAAUGCUUCUCCAGCUUCAGGAGUGUUCGGACAAAGCUCUCAGGCACGUGGUGGGAUUGUUGAGGGUGUCCUGUGUAGGGCCAUCGGUUGGACUCGAUGACCUUGUGUGUCUCACUGAGGACAUUCUGUGAUUCUCUGUGCUUGACCCAAAUGAGUACGAUGAGAAGAAUCCCGCUCUUGUAUCAGAUGAGAGUUUUGGCUUCCUUUGGGCCUAACUUUCACCCAGCAUCAUAAAAUUUCACAAGAAUGACACUUGUGCAGCUAUUUUUACUGGCCUUUUAAAGCCAAUUCUCAUUUCUGUUAGUAGGAAUUAGUCCUGACACUUUCUGGUCAGUGUGACCUUGCUUCCCAGUGAAGUGCUGAUUUUGUUCCACUGUCAAAUUAAUUACAAACAGGAGAUAGUUCAUAGGGAUUAAUUAGGGCAUGGAUAUAGUGUAUGGAUUCUGGAGCAACAGUUGGUACCACCAGGUUCUGAUUUUUCAUUGGGUGUUUGUUUGGUAUUUGGAAAUGAAAGGGAGAACAAAACCAUUCUAUCUGACAGACCGUUGAUUGUUGUUAUUAUUUCCAUAUCUCCUGCCUGCUCUAAGUCAAGGAUAAUUGGUUAAGAAAAACCCCAAACUGUCCCUUCCUGUUAGAAAUCUGUGUUUCGGGGAUGUUCAAUGAACCAGCUGUCAGUGCAGUUACCAAACAUUCCGUUCUUCAGGUCAUUUAAGGCAGAAAGUUGUUGUUUUCUGUCAAGACUCGUGUUUAGGAAAACGCAAGGUGCCCUUCUCUGUAUUUUUGGUACUUUCCAAGUCUGUUCCAAAGUUGUGCUUGUGCUUUCCUGAGAGAACAGGUCAGCUCGGCGCUGGGAAGCAGGAGAGGUAAGGAGUUUUAAAAGGGAAUUUGAGCCUUACUGUGCCAUUUGACUCGGAGGGAAAGUCCUGGAUUUGCAGCAGUGCUUGCAUUGACUCCGGCACUUCCGCAGCUCUGGGGAGCAGCGGGGACGGAGCUCUGCGGUCACUGGUGGCUCUGCAGGGCUCAGUGGGGGUGGGCUGAGCUGUCCCACAUUUUGGUGUCUGGCGAAUGCCAGAGCUCCAGCGAGGGGCUGGUCCUCAGUGACCCCGAGCUGCAGCAGUUGCGGUGCUGGGCUCUCCCCGUGGCAGCCGGCGCUGGCCGGAGCUCUGACCAUGUCUGCGGGCACCGAGGAGGCCAGGCAUUUUCCCCAUCCCUCAGCUGGUUUUGAGCCUCCUGUGUCCACUCUCUGAUGUUGGAGCAAGUGCUGAAGGAUGCGGCCGCAGGCGCCCGGGGCUGUCUCGCUAACAAGGAGCAGAUUCCUCAAAAGCCUGCGGAGGAGACGUAGGAUCUUCAAGCAAAUUCUGGCAGCUGGAUCCCGAUAGCAGAUAAACUCAUUUGACCACCAUGAGUUGGAGUUUUCUGACCCGCCUGUUAGAGGAGAUCCAGAACCACUCAACCUUUGUUGGCAAAAUCUGGCUGACAGUGUUGAUUGUGUUUCGGAUUGUCCUAAUUGCUGUGGGAGGAGAAUCCAUUUAUUAUGAUGAACAGAGCAAGUUUGUGUGCAACACGGAGCAGCCUGGCUGCGAGAACGUCUGCUACGACUCCUUCGCCCCUCUCUCGCACGUCAGGUUCUGGGUGUUCCAGAUCAUUCUCGUGGCCACUCCCUCGGUGCUGUACUUAGGCUACGCCAUCCAUAAAAUCGCCCGGAUGGUGGAGCACAGCGAAGCCAGCAGGAGAGCCAGGAGGAGGAGCUUGCCCAUCCGCUGGAAACAGCACCGGGGCUUGGAGGAAGCUGAGGGUGACCAUGAGGAAGACCCGAUGAUGUACCCGGAGAUAGAGGUGGAGAGCGUCAGGGAGAGUAAAGAGAAGCAGAGCCCUGCCAAAGCCAAGCACGACAGCCGGCGGCAGAUCCGGGAGGACGGGCUCAUGAGGAUUUAUGUCCUGCAGCUCCUGGCCAGGGCCCUGUUUGAGGUUGGCUUCCUGGUGGGGCAGUAUUUCCUGUACGGCUUCCAGGUGAGCCCCGUGUUUGUGUGCAGCAGGAAGCCCUGCCCGCACAACGUCGAUUGUUUCAUUUCCAGGCCAACCGAAAAAACCAUUUUCCUGCUCAUAAUGUACGGGGUGAGCUGCAUGUGUCUGCUCCUCAAUGUCUGGGAGAUGCUGCACUUGGGGUUUGGCACCAUCCGGGACACGCUGAAUGCCAAGAAGAAGGAGCUGGUUGACUCUGGGACCUUUAACUACCCCUUCACCUGGAACACGCCCUCGGCUCCCCCGGGCUACAACAUCGCGCUGAAGCCGGAGCAGAUGCAGUGCACGGAGCUGUCCAACGCCAAGAUGGCCUACAAGCAGAACAAAGCCAACAUAGCUCAGGAACAGCAGUAUGGCAGCAACGAAGGGAACAUUCCUGCCGACCUGGAGAUCCUGCAGAGGGAAAUCAAAGUGGCUCAGGACCGCCUGGACCUUGCUAUCCAGGCUUACAACAACCAAAACAACCCCAGCAGUUCCAGAGGGAAGAAAUCCAAAGCGGGCUCAAACAAAAGCAGUGCCAGUAGCAAGUCAGGAGAUGGGAAGAACUCAGUCUGGAUUUAACGUUGGCUCGGUUGAUAUGUUGUAGUUUUUUCUCCUAGUUUAUCAUAACCAGCAGUCCCAUGAAUAAUGGCUUCCACUAAGGGAAUAUUUGACUCUGCUGAUUUUCAGGGAUACCGUUGGCUCGUGAUUCAGCCCCUGGAAAGGGUUUAUACACUGACUCUAGGACUUUAGAACUUUAUUCUUUUGUCUUCCAAGUCAGGAGACAAAUAGGUAUAUUUAAUUCAUUCUCAUUGAACGGUUUAUGCUGUAUGUACAGUACUAUAGUACAUUUAUUAUGCACAAUUUUUUUUGUAUUUGUACACUGGAUCUGAUGUUACACUUUUUAUAUCAACAAGGACAAAGCAAUGGGUAGCCAUUAGCAUUUUGUUAAUUUUAUUAUUGUUGUCUGCAGUUACGUCAUUGUUCUUCCUUGUUUUCCAAGUAAAACUUUUUAUAAAACUUUUCUAUGCUGCGUUUCCAAAGUGCCUUGAACAUGCAGAAGUGGAGUCUGGGCAGCUCAUGGGUGCAAAUCGUGAGCGGGGAAAGAUUUGGGAAACCUCUGCCAAUGGUGCUCCUGACUCUGUCCUUUACUAAAUUAAUGUGCUGCUUGCAGCCUGGAAGUGUCAUCCCAUAAUCUCCUGUGUCCUACAGGCUCUGUCCUAUAUGGAAAAUGCUUACAGGAAAAAUGUGUGUGUGUGGUGUGUGUGUGUGUUGGGAGCAGGGCUGUCAGUUGUGGGGCAGAGAGGGCUCAGGACUCCCCUCACCUUGUGCAACAGGAGGGAGGAGACAUUUCAAACUCCUGCAAAAUAUCCAGAAAAUGAAAUAGAAGUGACUGGAUUCAGUGACUCCGUGUGCUUCUGUGAGAGCCAUGGGAAGUGUGAGGGCUCUGUUGUGUAACACCCUGUGCCCAAGGGCAGGCAGUGCUACCUUUUGGGGAGGAUUCCUGUGCUUUCCAAACGAAUGGGGUGAGAUGGAGUCACGGUAACUCUGUCUGACUGUGGAAUCCCCUCCCUCUCCUGCUGCCAGCACACACGAGCUGUCUGCAGGAGGCUGAGCCCUCGCGAAUAUCAAUGAUUCUGCCUUAUUCCAGAGCCCUCUUCCUUCCGUUCUGUGCGAGGAGUUCAGUUCAGACACAGCAAUAUGUAUGAUUUAGCUUUCUGCUUGAGAGACCAGUCCGAUCUGGCAUUCUGUGGGUUUGGCAUUAAACUUGAAUUUACAAUUAGCAGAAGGGGAGUGAGGGACUGAUGCCUUUGGCUCUGUCUUUCUGGCAAGGAGCCGGCUCGGCUUGGAGAGACGCUGAUAAAUGUCUCUGCUUUCUGCUGCUAUUUAUAAGGGAUUCGGGACCUUGCUCUGCUCCCUUUAUUUUUUUUCAGGUUUCCAUGCAUUUUAAUGUCUUUCUGGGGCCUGAUUCAAGCAGGACUGUUCUCUUUCAAGGCUACCUCAGUCCCUUGUCAGAGCAGGGUCAGGAGCAGGAUUUAGAGAACCAUUGAAUCCCAGAAUGAUUUGGGUGGGAAGGGGCCUUAAAGAGCAUCUCAUUCCAUGGGCAAGGAUUCCUUCCACUGCCCCAGGGUGCUCCCAGGCCCUGUCCAGCCUGGCCUUGGGCACCUCCAGGGAUCCAGGGGCAGCCACAGCUUCUCUGGGCAGCCUGGGAGGAGUGAGGGAUGAGGAGUGAGGCUCCAUGGAGGACACAGAUAAAUCCCUGCCCUAUUCCUGUCCCUCAGAACAUCCAGGUACAGUCUCCCCAUUAAAUUUGCUCUGAGGGGACAUGAUCAUGUCCUCGCUGUUCCCCUCUGCCCGAGCACUUCUGUAAAUGAGUGUUGUGCUGAGUUGUUUUGGUCUGUUUUCCCUCUGGGACACCAGGCAGGCCAGGCAUGGGUCCAGACUAUCCCUGAGCAACCUGGAGAGGCUUUGCUGUGUCCAGAGCCAGCACAGCCCCUGUGUGAGCCCCUCUGGAGCUGUGGGGACUCUGGGAAGGGAAUUGCCCCCCUGGCCUUUGGCUCUGACCCCUGGCUGCUCUGGAGGAGUGCCAGGGUGGUGCCUCAGGAAGUGUGAGUGACCCAGGACGUGUUGUGCAAGUGGAUGGGGCAGGGAUGGGCUGGGGCUGGCUCUGUGCUCCAGGGACAUUCAGCAGGAGCUCCUCAUUAACCAGUGACCUGAAGAAAGUCACAGGGAUGGGCAAGGGCACUGCCAGAGCGAGCUGAGUGUGGUUGGGAAGCUGGGUGGAAAACGUCUCAAAGUGUGAGGGAGAGACCUUUGGAGCCUGGAGAUAAACAGGGCUGGUGGCCACAGUCCACUCAUCACCCCCAGCACUUGGGUUGCUCUGUUCAGUGUCCCAAAUGGGUGACAUUUAACCCCGUGUGGUGCUUUGGGAACAGCCUUUCCCCAGUGAAAGCAGGGAAAAUCCUCCUCACUGCUCUCUUCCCAAUUCCUAUUAAGGACUUAAAGCAGGCUCCCACUUGUUGCUCCCUGGUUUUGUGUUAUUUCCCAAUUAAUGAUCUGUGUGAAGCUGCUGCCUCAGGGCAGUCCUGUGGGCUUCUGCCCACCCAGUAAAUCCCUGUUAAUGAGCAGAGUGUCCACAAUAUUCCGCUCCCAGCGCUGGAUUCAUUCUGAAAAUCCCAAGUAAUGGAGCUGUUUCUGAUACUGCUUUUUAUUUUCACUUUCAUUGUGUACAAAGUGCACAUUUGUGUUGAAGCUGAGCGUGUGUUGCUGGCUGUGGGGUCUGUCCCAGCUCUGUUCUGGCUGUGGCUGUUGCUGGUUUUAGAAUAUCAGACUUUAUUUUUCCUUUUAAAGAAACAAUACCUGCAUUGCUUUAAAAUGCUCUUCCUUUGGCUUAAUGUAGACCAUUUUGAAAUAAAUGUCCAGGAGAGACUUUGGGACAAAAAAAUGCUGGAUGGAAUUUGGAUUUGUGGUGACAUUCUCUGGGUUUGAAAAAAAAAAUGCAUU